Molecule: messenger RNA, 2036 nt
Organism: Aspergillus novofumigatus IBT 16806
Lineage: Eukaryota; Fungi; Ascomycota; Eurotiomycetes; Eurotiales; Aspergillaceae
Product: putative G-patch DNA repair protein (Drt111)
Exons: 6
Coding region: 1-1539 (512 amino acids)
Biological process (GO): mRNA cis splicing, via spliceosome
Cellular component (GO): precatalytic spliceosome
Molecular function (GO): RNA binding
Source: RefSeq, a predicted model, not a curated record
AUGGCCUCGGAUUCCACCCCUUCCAAAGGGGGAGGCCUGUCUCUCUAUGCCAAUCUCCUCGACCCAUCAUCCAAUGCAUCCUCUCCCGGAACAAUUUCUCGCGCCCCGGUCGUCUUCAAGCAGGCUUCGGAAGGCGACUCACAGACAGAUGAUUCAGCUGCCAAGAAGCAGCAACUAAGUGCUGCUUCUCUUCGAUUUCAGCCUACGAAAAGACCACAGCUAGCGGCUCAGAAGCCUAAACCGAAACCAGCGCUGCCCAAGACGACCCCUGCCGCUGCGUCUGCGCCGGCUCCUCCCGUGAAGACCACUCUUGCCGACUGGGCAGCAACCGAGGAAGACGAUGUCAAUGGAUUCUACGUUGGCGAGAAGAGACAGCGCGGCGGGCGUAAAAAGCGCAAGAAGAACCGGGAAGUGCAGGCGUUCGUCCAGAAUUGGGAUGACAUCUACGACCCUUCAAGACCGAACAUCUACGAAGAGUAUAAGCACAGUGACGAGCAGAUUGCCGAGGUGCGCGAGUGGAAAGAUCGCCUCUACGCACACCGGAUGGCACGAUCGCCGAGCAGGAACUCGUAUAGCGACGAUGAAUCGAGACCAAUGAACAGACAAUUUGCGCCUCCGAAGAGUUUCGCGCCUCCACCUAAUCUCAAUGAUAUCCCUCCUGCACCGCUUGAUGAAGCCACAGGAGAUGAUGCAUUUGCUCGACGUGCGCGCAUGACAGCGGGUCAAUCGGAUACAUUAAUGUCUGGUCAGACACCACCGCCUCCGCCUCCGCCUCCCCCGGAAGAGCCAUCUGCUCCAUUUCCGGAUGACCCCACUGGUGAAGAUGCCUACCUGAGACGGCCAGCUUCUGCCACAAUCUCUCGUGCGCCAGUCCGAUAUACCCUGCCUCCACCUCCGGAAGAUAUUCCCGCGACAGAAGCGGAGCUUGAAGAAGUCUUUGCGAAGGAAGAGCCUGCGGAGGAUGCACCUGACGAAGAAGAUGGCCAGCGCUCACUCCGACCGGGACAAAAGGGAUUUGCCGAGAGAUUGCUGGCGAAGUAUGGGUGGACCAAGGGAUCUGGCCUGGGUGCCACGGGGUCGGGUAUCGUCAAACCGUUGCAGGUCAAAGUCGAGAAGCAAAAGAAGCGGCCAGACUCGGAAGGCGGUGGUUUUGUUACUCCUGCUGGCAGGGGCAAAAUCAUUGGUGGUAAGAGGAAGGCGGACGACGAGGAGGGCAAGUUCGGCCGUAUGAGCGAAGUCAUCAUCCUCAAGGGUAUGCUUGAUGGGAUGGAUGUGGAUGCUGAGCUCGAGGGUGAUCAAGACGGGGGGUUGAUGCAAGAGAUUGGCGAGGAAUGCUCAGAAAAGUACGGUCGUGUGGAGCGUGUCUUCAUUUCCCGUGAAUCCGGGCCCCCUGUGCCGGUCUUUGUCAAGUUUACUAACCAGUUAUCGGCUUUACGCGCGGUGAAUGCCCUGGAAGGCCGAGUGUUCAACGGCAACACAAUCACGGCCCGUUUCUACGACACUCAGAAAUUCGAAGAAGCGAUAUAUGACGACCGGUAGCAAGCACAGGAGCAAGGAACAUGUACAGUACAUCCACGGGUUUCAUUGCUAGUCAGUCGAUGCUGUGACUCGGGCCUGCCUUCUGAAAUAAUGACAUUUGCUGCGAUAAUGUCUGGAUAGAUGAACAGUAUGAAACUAUGCAGAUCAGAUGAUCGCGCUCCAAUAUUUUGACUCCAUCCAUGUUGUUGCGGACUUUCGAGUCUUUAAAUAUAGCCACCUUGCGCUUCAUCAACUUCAUGGCAGGCUUCGUUAUCUGCCAGCUCUGUGCUUUGAAUCUCAAGCGAUCCAGGUUUUGAUGCUCCGAAGCUUCACUUGAAGGAUUUGUCGACGUUGCACCAGUGGUCGGCUCAUGUCACUGCGAAAUUCAAUGUCUCGUUCGUGUAGCAGUCAUAGCCGAAUCUGACUGCUUGUAUGCAGGAUAUGUGAAAGCAGUAGAUGGUACUGGUAUGGGGCAAAGGGCAUGGAGAGUGGCAUUUUUUGAUCCCAACAAAGAGACA